Molecule: messenger RNA, 833 nt
Organism: Sturnus vulgaris (Common starling)
Lineage: Eukaryota; Metazoa; Chordata; Aves; Passeriformes; Sturnidae
Product: claudin-3-like
Cellular component (GO): bicellular tight junction; membrane
Molecular function (GO): structural molecule activity
Source: RefSeq, a predicted model, not a curated record
CCCAUAUAAAUAGCACUGCGCACAGGUGUAAGCCGAUCCCCCGGCUGCAAGCGGCGGCGGGUGGCAGCAACGGUCUCAGUCCGUGGGUUCUUCUCUGCCAUUGCCUGGAGCGCGUCACUGAACCGUCCACCAUGUCGAUGGGGCUGGAGAUCGGCGGCGUGGCCUUGUCCGUGCUGGGCUGGUUGUGCAGCAUCAUCUGCUGUGCGUUGCCCAUGUGGAAGGUGUCGGCCUUCAUCGGCAACAACAUCGUGACGGCUCAGAUCAUCUGGGAAGGGCUGUGGAUGAGCUGCGUGGUGCAGAGCACGGGGCAGAUGCAGUGCAAGGUCUACGACUCCAUGUUGGCGCUGCCGCAGGACCUGCAAGCCGCCCGCGCCCUGCUGGUGGUGUCCAUCAUCUUGGCCGUCCUGGGCUUAAUGGUGGCCAUUGUGGGUGCCCAGUGCACCCGCUGCGUGGAGGAUGAGACCACCAAAGCCAAGAUCACCAUUGUCUCCGGCGUCAUCUUCCUCCUCUCUGGUGUCAUGACCCUCAUCCCUGUCUGCUGGUCGGCCAACACCAUCAUCCGGGAUUUCUACAAUCCGCUGGUGAUCGAAGCACAGAAGCGGGAGCUGGGCACCUCGCUCUACGUGGGCUGGGCGGCCUCCGCACUCCUGAUGCUGGGGGGGGGGCUGCUCUGCUGCUCCUGCCCCCCCAAAGACGACAGGUAUCCCACGGGCAAGGUGGCCUACUCCGCCCCACGCUCCGCUGUUACCAGCUACGACAAGAGGAACUAUGUCUGAGACCCCCAGGGUCCCCCGGCACCCCUCGAUAUCCCCCACCCUACCCACCCACCCUGG